AUGCUUGACUGGAAAUCCUGCGUCCUAGAGUCCGUCGACUCCAGUCCCUCCUCCUCACGCGCCGACUCGGCCAAACACUCACCCUCCCCCGCAAUGCACCCCCCAGAGACGACCGCUCCGCGCAAGUUCGCCCCCGAUGCUUCCUUGGUUCUUGUCGGUAUUCGUGGCUGCGGCAAGCGCUCACUAGGAUUCGUCGCGGCGGCUGCCUUGAAGCGACGCUUCAUUACAGAAGACCAUUACUUCAAGGAAAUCACCGGUGUCACGAGACAGGAAUACCUAAAGACACAUGGAAGCCAAGAAUUCCAGCGCCGGGAUAUCGAGGUUUUGAAAUUGAUGCUCGACAACCACCGAACCGGUUGCGUGGUGGAAUGUGGAUUGGGAAGUCUCACACGACCUGUGCAGGAUCAUCUGCGGCGCAUUGUCAAGACAAACCCCGUCGUUCACCUCGUUCGUGACAUCGAUCGCAUUCAGCAACUCCUCGGUCUAGACGACCAAUCCGUGCGGAUCCUGCGUGAGGGAGACCCCCUACAUCGAACCUGCUCCAAUUUCGAAUUCUACAAUGUCGAGGAUCGUACAAGGAUUGUCUCGGACGACGGAACCCCCGACCCUCGCUCGGCAGCGUACUCGUUCAAACUACAAGAAGUGAAGGAAGACCUGACCCGGUUUGUUCGCUUCGUGACCGGAGUCGAUGUGAAUCAUUCCAGUUAUGAUUCCCCCUUCGUGCUGUUAGAGACACCACCUGAGCUUCGAUCCUUCACCCAUGCCAUCUUCGUGAGGUCCUCGGAUCUUCUCGCAGACAAUGUCAACUUGCCAGAGCUGGAGUCUGGCGGAGAUGCCAUUGAGCUCUGCGUCGACCGCUGGGGCCCUGAAAUGCCCAAUGUGAUUAGCAAGCAGGUGUCUGUGCUUCGUCGUAACGCGCGGACUCCGAUCAUUCUCUCCGUGGACAUGUCAUCACUCAAAGUCGGAAAAGACCAUGAUCUAUCUGCAACAUAUUUCGAUAUCCUGGAACAUGCUCUUCGCUUGGCGGUAGAGUACCUGGUUGUCAACCUUGGUCAGAACCGGGCUCAAUUAGCGCAGAUCGUCCGCGCUCGGGGCAAGACCAAGAUCAUUGGGCAGCACGUUUUUGAAGCAACAUCCCGUGUGAAAUGGGAGGACGAUGGGUGCGUGUCAUUGUAUAAUGAAGCUGAAAAAUUAGGCUGUCAGCUAGUGAGGCUCCUCCGAGUAGCCACAUCCAGGGAGGAAAAUGCCAGUGUCCUCGAGUUUGCCAACAGGAUCCGUUCUCUACCAGGAGACCACCCACCUCUGAUUGCCUACAACAUCGGCCGUCUAGGACGAACAUCACAAGUAUUCAACUCGAUCCUCACGAGUGUGACACAUCCUGCAAUCACUCGUGAGACGGAGAAUGAGCGUGAUGCGCAAAUCACUUCGCGCGACGCGGUCCAGGCCCUUGUCCAAAGCUACGUGCUCGACCCGCUGAAAUUUUGUAUUCUCGGCGCGAGCGUCGCCUACAGUCUGUCCCCGGCCAUGCACAAUGCCGCCAUUCAGCACUGCGGCUUGGGACAUGUCUAUCGAAUUCCCGACUCUCCUUCUCUCGCGGUCUUGGAUGAGCUUCGCAAAGAUCCCAACUUUGGCGGGUCUAGUGUUGUUCAACCAUGGCGUGUGGAGCUAUAUCAUAAACUGGCCGCGAAGAGCCGACACGCCGAGGCGAUUGGCGCUAUAAACACCAUCAUGCCUUUGCGAGGUACAUCGGAUGGAACGAUGUACUCCCUCCAAGAACAAGCCAGUCGACGCAACCAGGCAGGCCCUGUGUUGGGUUGGUAUGGUGAGAACACAGACUGGGUGGGUAUCAUGACCUGCAUCACUCGUCAUUUGUCGCCUCGUAAUGCGAUCAGUGCGAAGACUACCGGUCUUAUCAUCGGAGCUGGUGGUAUGGCACGGUCAGCUAUCUAUGCCAUGCUCCGCCUAGGCUGUCGCAAGAUCUUCAUCUACAACCGAACGCAAUCUCGAGCGGAAGAGGUAGCACGUCACUUCAAUUCCUGGGCCGCAGUUCAGACCGACUCAGCAGAGGUGGUCCGAGUACUAAGGUCACUUCAGGAUGACUGGCCUGACGACGCCAGUCCACCUAGUCUGAUUGCCUCGUGUGUACCCGCCGAUCCAGACGGCGACCAGCCCCCCGCCAACUUUGAGAUGCCAAUGCAAUGGCUCGGGAGUCCAACCGGGGGUGUAGUAUUAGAGCUGGCCUACAAACCCCUGGACACACCCCUACUCAAACAAAUGCGUCGAAUCCGAAGCGACAACGGCCGACCAUGGGUUCUAUCAGACGGACUCGAAAAUGUUAUCGAGCAAGGCAUUGCCCAAUUCGAAUUGAUGACCGGCCGCAAAGCCCCGCGUCGCCUAAUGACCCUGGAGGUCCUCCGCAACUACGAAGGGGAAAGUGGCCGGUUCGACGAAAAAACGAUACAGGCCCGGUUGGAUGGGAUUUGUUCUUAG
Molecule: messenger RNA, 2490 nt
Organism: Penicillium subrubescens
Lineage: Eukaryota; Fungi; Ascomycota; Eurotiomycetes; Eurotiales; Aspergillaceae
Product: repressor protein
Exons: 2
Coding region: 1-2490 (829 amino acids)
Biological process (GO): chorismate biosynthetic process
Molecular function (GO): 3-phosphoshikimate 1-carboxyvinyltransferase activity; 3-dehydroquinate dehydratase activity; shikimate 3-dehydrogenase (NADP+) activity
Source: RefSeq, a predicted model, not a curated record